AUGCAAUCCCUCAUGAAGUUCCCCAACGAACUUCUCCUGCAAGUGUCCUCGGACCUGACCGCGCGCGACCUCAAUGCCCUUUUGCGCACCAACAAAUUCUUCGCCCGCCUGCUCACAACGCCGCUGCGCACCCUUGCCACCCAGGACGUCUACGGCACCCCCGCCCUCGUCUGGGCCGCUGACCGCGGUCACUACCCACUCAUUGCCUACCUUCUCACCACGCCCACCGUGUGCGUCAAUGCCGCGGACCCGCUCGGUGUCACAGCGCUCCACAAGGCGUCCAUAAACGGCGACGCCGCUGUUGUCCGCCUGCUACUUGAGAAUGGAGCGGAUGUCCACGCGACAGAGGCAAAGAUGGGCGCCACACCGCUACACUGGGCCGCGCUCUACGCACGAAGAGAGAUCGUGCAGGUGCUUGUUGCGGCCGGCGCAGACGUCAACCGGGUCAGCGGCGUGUCAGCGCGCACCCCCCUACAGACUGCGUGUGUGGCGCGCCAUGGGCUCGAGAGGCGCUGGACGCAGCUUCGCGGCGUGAGCGAGUGCAUGGACAUAACAGAGCUGCAGGAGCUACAGGAGCUGGCAGAGACGGCGGUGGUCGAGGUUGUGAAGGCGCUGCUGGCGCACGGGGCGCACACGUGGGUGCGCGACAACACGGGCAAGACGGUGCUACACCUCGCGGUCAGGCAGGUGGGCAGGUGGGGGCCCCAUGGGAGCACGCUCCCCCAGGUGCUUGUCGAGGCGGGCGCAGAGAUGGGCGUGCUGGACCACCUGGGGUGGACGGAGCUGCAGACGGCGGCGCUGUACGGGUGCGUGGGCGUUGUGCGGAUGCUGUUGGAGAAGGGCGCGAAGAUUGAUGAUGCGAACCCGGCGACGGCGCUGCACGUGGCGGUGCACUAUGGGAAGGUUGAGGUUGUGAAGCUGCUGCUGGAGAAGGGCGCGGACGUGGAUGUGCGGGACAGGAAGGGUAAGACGCCACUGCAUGAAGCGGUUUUGGGCGCGCCGCCGGAGCUCAGGAGACUGUUGUCGAAGAGCAGGGUGGAUGUUAUUCAGAAGGCCAAGGAGGAGAUGGGGAAGACGGCGCUGCAUUAUGCGGCGAGCGUGAGGGAUGCGGUCACGGUGGGCAUGCUGCUGGGGAACGAGGUUGAGCCGGCGGACGUCACGGUGAAGGAUGAGAAGGGCCGUACGCCGAGGCAGUAUGCGGAGGAGAAUGGGUGGAUGGGCGUGGUAGAGGUGUUGAGGUGCCGGGAGGAGGAGUUGGGCGUUGGUGGUGUUGAUGAGGGUGUUAUAGUUGAAGGCGGGGAGAGCAGUACUAUCAGUAGCAGUAGCAGCAGCAGCAGCAGUAGUAGCAGCGGUAGUAGUGACGAGGGAAAUGAUAGCUAG
This is a messenger RNA of Morchella importuna, 1380 nucleotides long. RefSeq lists its product as uncharacterized. The coding region runs from base 1 to 1380 and encodes 459 amino acids. The transcript is spliced from 2 exons. Lineage: Eukaryota; Fungi; Ascomycota; Pezizomycetes; Pezizales; Morchellaceae. The record is from RefSeq and is a predicted model, not a curated record. Gene Ontology annotation, molecular function: protein binding.